Stylonychia lemnae is the source of this 2289-nucleotide messenger RNA. The record is from the annotation of a GenBank genome assembly. Lineage: Eukaryota; Ciliophora; Spirotrichea; Sporadotrichida; Oxytrichidae.
AUGGGAAAUAUACAAAAUACACUUAGAGGUGGCGAUCAAGAUGGUGAAGGCAGUGAUUUGCCGAGGACAACAGUCAUUCACUAUCAUAAUGGUGAUAAAUAUGAAGGUCAAAUUUUGAAAAAUUUAAGAGACGGCUAUGGUAUUUACAUUUGUGCUGAUAAAGACAAAAGGAGCAAUUACGAGUAUCUGGGUUAUUGGAAAAACAAUCUUAGAGAUGGCGAGGGAAAAUGCUAUUUUUAUAAUGGAGAUCUCUAUGCAGGAGAGUGGAAAACUGGGAAAAGACAUGGCAGAGGUGAUCAUUUCUAUAGAAAAGGAGAGAGAUACACUGGGGACUGGAAAAAUGACAUGAGAGAGGGUUAAGGCACACUGAUUUCAUCGAAUGGAGCCAAGUAUGAAGGGCUUUUCAAAUAGGAUAAAAAACAUCUAAAAGGGAAAAUGACAUUGCCUGAUAGCUCUGUAUUUGAAGAAUACUGGGAAUAUGGGGUACUGGUUGAACACAAAAAGGUCAAUGAUGGUGACAAGGAUUAAUUACCCACUCAUACAGAGAUUUUAACAGCAUCAAUGAUGAAAAUGAAUUAGUAAAUUAAGAAUCAUAAAAAAGGAUUGAUCGAUAAUCAUGCUGUAGCUAAGAAAAAUACUCAUAAUAAACUUAAAAAUGAUCUGCAUAAUAACAUCAAUAAUCAUAGAAAGGUUAAUACCUAUUCUCAGAUAUCGAAUCUAUUAAACAAGAAGCCUGAUGUAUUAUAAUGGUCACUUGAUGAUGUAUGCUCCUGGCUAGAGGCAACUAAUCUUUAAUAGUUUGAACAUUUGUUUAAAAAAUGCCUUAUUGAUGGUUAUAUCCUGACACAGAUUAAAGAGCAUGAUUUAGAAGUGCAUUUAAAAAUUGAGCAGUUAGGAUACAGAAAAAGAAUAAUGAAAGAGUUGUACUUUUUGAAGGUGCUUUGGAUUAAGCUAAGCGGUGGUCUUGAUGCUCAUGGGCUAAAUUUAAGUGAUAAGUCAAGCAUCAUGUAUGAAUCUCAAUAUUUAAUGGAUCAAUCUUCCUUUAAUAUCUAAUAGGAUACCACUUUGAAAUUAUUUGGGACAGAAGCUGAAUCGAUUUCUCCAGAAAAAGAUACUAAUAGAAGUACCUAUAAAAGGAGAAGGACUAAUUAAAAUUUGGUAUUAUCAAUGGCUGCUUUGUAAAAUACUUCAACAAGUAAAUAUAAUAAUACCUCCAGAUCUUAAAUUUCAAAUGAGAUGAAUAAUGCUUCAUAGAACAAUAUAUUUGGCAAGUAAAAUCAGAAUAGAAGCAGGUAAUAUGAGAAUGAGAUGUUUAUAGAUGAGAAGAACUAAAUGGAUAAUAACAAUGAGGAGAUUGAAGACGAGGAGGAUGAUGAGUAUUUGAAUCAGUUAGGAUUAGUCAAGUGCUUUAAGGCAAGUGGAUUCAAUUUCUUCAUCGACUUUGAGGAGUUAACAUUUGAUUUAAAGAGUGAUUUCAUAGGAGGCGGUGGCUAUGGUGAUGUAUUUCAGGGUAAAUGGCUAGGUACUAGAGUAGCUAUCAAGAAAUUUGGAAAGCGAUAUCUUACUAAGAAAGCUGUGAAGGAUUUUAUUAAGGAAAUUGAAGUCGUUAAUUAACUUAGACAUCCAAAUAUAGUACUAUAUAUGGGAGUUUCAUUAGAUUAAAAUAACUUCUACUAUAUGAUAACAGAAUUCGUUAACAAGGGCUCUUUAUUUGAACUAUUACACUAAAAAAAGGUUAUCCUUGAUGAUGAUCGUAUUAUGCGGAUCGCUAAAUAAAUGGCAAUGGCAUUAUAAUACUUGCAUAGAAAAAAGAUUUUACAUUGUGAUCUAAAAUCACAAAAUAUCCUACUUAAUGAUGAUUGGACUGUUAAAAUAUGUGACUUUGGUCUAGCUAGAUAUAAAGAAAAGUUUUAAAAGGAUAAUCACGGUAAGAUAGGCACACCUCAUUGGAUGGCUCCUGAAAUUUUAAGAGGUGAGAAAUAUCUUGAGCCCUCUGAUGUAUACUCCUUUGGUGUGAUACUCUGGGAAAUGCUAAUUGGAGAAAUCCCAUAUAUGGGCAGAUCAAUAGCCUAAAUCACCGGGGUUGUAGGAUAUCACUAAGAGAAGCUAUUUGUACCACUUAGAUGCAAUAAACACUUGAGGAAGAUUGUUAAUAAUUGUCUUAUUUACGAACCACAUAGACGUCCUACUUUUGAUCACAUUUUGAAGUAUAUAGAAAGAGUUGAGAGGAAACCUCGGUUUGAAACUACUACUCCCUUAAUCAAUAAAUUAGGAGAUUUUUUAAGCUGA